CUUCGAUGAUCGCCAGUUCCAUUCCUUGCUGUUGCUUUUCUGCCUGAGCAUCUUGCAUACCACAGCCAUGAAAAUGCUGCGACCGCCUUGAGUCCUUAAAAUUUGGUUGCACCCCAUCUUCAACUAUUUCUUUAGUAUCAUGGCGGGCGCCAGGACAAAUGGACGCCCGCCUGUCGGCCGGCGCACCACGCGCUCCCAAGCUCAGCCCCCCGCGGCCGCCGGCAGCAGCAGGAAGAAGGCCGUCCCCCGCGAAUAUCGCCAUUUGCUGCGCGAGGCCGGUGCUGCGCCGUCCUCGCCAUCACGUCUCGCCGAACCCGAAGACGGCGAGCCUCCUGCGAAGCGACCACGUCGGCCCGGACAAAGGGACGCCACCCGAGCACAGCUCGCCACGCCGAAAGAGCCUACCGCCCCUACUGUCAAGCCCAGCGCCAAGGUAGCGGAGGCGAGCGAGCCGACCGACGACGCCGACGAGGACGAGGACGAGGACAUCGAGUUCGAGGACGUGGCUCUGCCGGAACCGACGAUUCAGACGACAUACCAGGACUCAGAAGACGACGACGACGACGAUGAUGUUGGUUUCGAAGAUGUCGACUUUGGCGCGUUACCAGCGGACGCCCCAGAAGCCGCGACCUUGGAGCUAGAUCUCUCUACACAUCGCGCUGCCGCCGCCGCCGAGGCCAUCAAGAGGAGGGGCGCGCCCAAGCGCAAACCCAUCAGCCGGACCGAGAAGGAGCGGAGGGUCGAGGUGCACAAACUACAUAUUUGCUGCUUGCUGGUGCAUGCCGCGCGUAGGAAUCGCUGGUGCGACGACGCCCAGGUGCAGAGCGCCCUGCGCCCCUUGUUGCCCGACAAGGUGGUCGACAUGUUGAAGCCCCGCAGUGGACUUACACAGUUCGGCCGCUCCGAAUCCCUCAAAGACGGCUUGGUCAAGGCCCGCGGCAUCUUUCAGUCCGCCUUCAACAUCACAGAACGUGGAUUGCGUAGGGCGCUGUGGGCCGAGGAGCCGUCACAUCUCGAAGAUUACCAGGCACCAGAAGACUUGGAUUCGGCCCUGGACAAGACAGAAUUUCGGAAAUCGGCAAAGUACCUUGAUGGCUCCCGCGACGUGGGCGCACAGCUAUUCUGCGCCCUCCUUAGGUCCGUCGGCGUCGAGACGCGUCUCGUUUGCUCGCUCCAGCCCUUGUCCUUCGUCUCGAGCACCCCGACACUUCAGAAGCCACGCCUCAAAAAGGCCGAGGCGCCCAAGCGUAGGAUGCCCAACUACGAUUCGUACAAAUACGUGCCUCCAUCGGGCGCGAUACAGAGCUCAUCGCUCGUUGCACGCCGGCUGGGGCACCCCAACGCUGCCGCCUACGUGGUACCGCCACUUGCCCAGCAGUCCCUCUCCGCCGCUGUCACAAAAGAACAGGGGCGUAAACCCGUCACGGGCGAGUCGGCAUUCCCUGUGUACUGGGUCGAGGUGCUUGACGAGGCACACCAGAAAUGGCAGCCCGUCGACCCCAUAGUGACUUGCUCGCAGGCAAGGCCUGCAAAGCUAGAGCCUCCCCUAACGGAUCGGCUCAACUGUCUCUGCUAUGCCGUCUCGUUCGCAUCCGACGGCACGGCUAGGGAUGUGACGCGCCGCUACGCAAAGGCAUACACGUCCAAGACCCGCAGGAUGCGCGUUGACACUCUGCCCGUUCCGACUUCAUCCGCUUCCCUGGCGGCCAUAGCAGCUGGACUAACGGGCGAAGAGUGGUACGCGCGCGCCCUGAGCUUCUUUGCGCGCCCGCUCGGGAUUGUUACGGACCUGGACCGCAGCGAAGAGGCGGAGCUGGCGACCACGGCUGGGCGGGAGCCCAUGCCUCGCAACGUGGCCGACUUCAAGGGCCACCCAACACACGCACUCGAGCGCCACCUCAAGCGCAACGAGGUCCUCAUCCCUGGGGCCAAGUCUUCUGGGACUGUGGGCGUGGGAGGUGCCGGCGGCGGUCGUGGCAAGGGGAAACAGCAGCGGGUCGAGCGCAUCUACAGACGGCGUGAUGUGCGCAUCGCCUGGUCUGAGGAAAAGUGGUACCGCAUGGGCCGCGUGGUUAGACCUGGCGAAGUCCCCGUCAAGCAUAUUCCUCGACGGCCGAAGCCUAAGAGCAAAAGCAGUUAUUUCGAAAAUCGGGGCGGCGACGAGCCGGAUGAGGACGAUGAUGUAGAUGAAGAUCCCGUCCUCGGGCCUUCCUCCGGCAGCACUGCCGCUGGAGUUCCAAUAUUUACCGAAGACCAGACAGACCCCUACGAACCCCCGCUGGUCGUGAACGGCCAUGUGCCCAAGAACAAGUUUGGCAACGUGGAGGUGUUCGUGCCGUCCAUGGUGCCCCGAGGCGGCGUCCACUUGACAGACGAGCUCGCUGCUCGGGCGGCGUUUGUGCUUGGCGUGGACUACGCGCCCGCCCUGACGGGCUUCGAGUUCCGCGACCGCAAGGGCACGGCGGUGCUGAGGGGCGUCGUGGUGCCGGCCGAGUGCGAGGAGGCGGUCCGGCUGGUAGCGGCGACGCUGGGCGACCUCGAGGCCGAGGCCGAGGAGGCGCGGCGCAACCGCGCGCUGCUGCGCCUGUGGAGCCGCUUCCUAAAGGUGCUGCGGCUCGACGAGAUGAUUGGGCGGAGUAUGGGGCUGGGCCCGAGUGGUAGCAGUAGCGCGAAGCCGAUGUUGGAGGCUGCGGCUGCGGAUGAUGGGCAGGAGGAGGCUGAUGAGGUCGACGAUGAACAGGCGGGGCGGGAUGAUGGGAUGGAGGAUGGAGGUGACGGCGGGAACGGGAUUGCGGACGAUGUCGAGGACGACGACGACACAGGCGGCGGGUUCGUGGCUCACAACGACUACGGCGACGACGACGAUAUGGGCGGUGGAUUUAUGGUUGAAUAGAAAGCGAUGCGUCCUUUUCUUGGCGAUACCUGUCCCCCUGUCCCCCUGUCCCUCCCUUCAGCCCACGCAUGCAGAAUGUCCUUUUCUGGACCCAAAUGCGAGGAAUGACAUGUUGGACCAUGCUUGUCGACACAUUCACUCAAAACGAACAAGCAAUUUCUUGGCCAAUCCCCACGGCCUCUGACUGGGCUUUUUUGCUUCUCAGUCGCACACAAGGACGUCUUUGUUUGGGGCAGAUAUUUUUAGUCUCGUAGUGGUUUCCAUCCAUUGACUGGCUGGUCCAGGCCAUAUAACAAAGCAACUCCUCCUCGGCCGGUGGACGUCAGGUUCGGGUAUAUGACACACUAUUAGCCCUCUCUUCGACGAUCAGUGUCGAUCCGUCCCGAUACAUUUCUAAACGAAAGCAUCACUCUGGAAGUGAAACAGGACCUACUACUAUUUAAUCACCGACGCAAUAACCAACGCACGAACUAACUACAUACCGACU
Messenger RNA from Gaeumannomyces tritici R3-111a-1, 3380 nucleotides. RefSeq lists its product as hypothetical. Gene Ontology annotation, biological process: nucleotide-excision repair; mismatch repair. Bases 140 to 2893 code for a protein of 917 amino acids. Gene Ontology annotation, molecular function: damaged DNA binding; single-stranded DNA binding. The transcript has a single exon. Lineage: Eukaryota; Fungi; Ascomycota; Sordariomycetes; Magnaporthales; Magnaporthaceae. The record is from RefSeq and is a predicted model, not a curated record. Gene Ontology annotation, cellular component: nucleotide-excision repair factor 2 complex; XPC complex; nucleus.